AUGGGGAUCUGGAACGGGACACCUGUUGGUGACAGCUUGGCAAAAUUGCAUUUCUUCGUCUCUGCUGCAGCAUGGCUGAUGCAGCUCCAUCUUGGAACGGCAUUCCCUGGAAACCUCCUGCAGGCUGAGUUCUUUGCCAUUCUGCUGUGCGUUCUUGUUGCUGAUGAAGCUGUCCCAGGUAUUGCUCUCGAAGCUCGCGAGGAAGGGUUCCCCAGAUGGCUUGCAUGGCCGGAUCUUGGAUUUCAGCCACGCUUAGUUGAAUUCUAUCGCGAUGAAGUGUAUGAGGGAUUGUGA
Sparassis crispa is the source of this 294-nucleotide messenger RNA. RefSeq lists its product as hypothetical. The record is from RefSeq and is a predicted model, not a curated record. The transcript is spliced from 3 exons. NCBI's taxonomy places the organism in Eukaryota, Fungi, Basidiomycota, Agaricomycetes, Polyporales, Sparassidaceae. Bases 1 to 294 code for a protein of 97 amino acids.